AUGAGGCUGGUAUCAUACUCGUCGAAGCAAGCUUGGAGUUUAAGUAACAGCACCGAACCAGUUGUGACACCGAUCAGAGGCUACAAGGGUAUGUGUCUGCAAGCAUCUGGCAAUAACACUGUCCAGGUCAGCAGCUGCACGGACCAAAGUGUCCAGCAAUGGGCCCUCUAUCCUGAUGGCACUGUCCGGCCAAGUAUGUCGACUACAAAGUGUCUCAAGUCGAAAGCCUCUCCGGAUGGUGAAGUUGUGGUUCAUGAUUUGUGCGACGGAGGUAAGGCUGAACGGUGGUUAUUCAAUCAUGACCGCAGUAUUUCUGAUGCGGUUAAUCAAUAUGUUCUGGAAGUGGAGAAUCGGAAGAUAAGUGUUGUGAAACGUUCUGCAGAUGCGCCUACCACGCAACAGAUCUUCGAUAUAAACUUUGUCUGA
Molecule: messenger RNA, 426 nt
Organism: Daucus carota subsp. sativus
Lineage: Eukaryota; Viridiplantae; Streptophyta; Magnoliopsida; Apiales; Apiaceae
Product: abrin-d-like
Exons: 1
Coding region: 1-426 (141 amino acids)
Source: RefSeq, a predicted model, not a curated record